AUGCUCUCGUACGUUUCUCUGGCCGUCUGCAUCGGAAUCGCUCUGGCCGCCAACAAUGUUGAGCAGGAUGUGAAGAGCGCCGUCAACGAGGUCACCACCACUAAGGUAGGCGGACUCUAGAAUAAGAGCAUCCCUACCGUCUAUUCAAGACGAUGUAUCUCAGCUGUGUGUAAAGCUAUCAAAAAGUUGUCAACUGACAAAAUGUACACAAUGUCUUUCUAAGCAUUUGAUCAGUUGACAACUUUUUGAAAUCUCUACAAACCGCUAAGAUAUCCAUCAAUUUGCAGGACGGAGACACCUACUGCCCGGUGCCACUGGUGGGAACCAAGUGCGGAACGUCGAGCAUCUUCCACUACUGGAAGUGCUGCGGAGACCUCAACAAGGAGUGCUGCUUCAACCUCCAGGUUCGGACAAGCUCUGGAAAUUUGAUAACGUUUCCUUGCAGACGUGGGUGUGGGUGACGCUCGCCCUGUUCGGAGUGAUCUUCGUCGCCUCGUUCGUCAUCUCGCUCGUCCGUUGCAUCUGCUGCCGCAAGUGA
Molecule: messenger RNA, 538 nt
Organism: Caenorhabditis sp. 36 PRJEB53466
Lineage: Eukaryota; Metazoa; Nematoda; Chromadorea; Rhabditida; Rhabditidae
Source: the annotation of a GenBank genome assembly